AUGCACAUUUCAGGAGAUGGUGGCACGCAGAGCAGAGUUCGAGAAACGUCCAAUCGUCAAGGAAGAAAAGCUCCGUAUUUCAACUGCCCACACGAAGGAUUCCAUGCCUCCCCAUACAACUGCCAGACUUUCUACCGAUGCGUAGAUAUGGGCAGUAGCAACCACCUGCUAAAAGAAGGUGGCGCAGGAAGUCGGCCAAAACUCACAGCGUUUGAGUUCCACUGUGGACAAGGCACGGUGUUUGAUCCUGCACAUUCUGUUUGUAAUCAUCCUCAUGAAACGUCCAGAUUCGAAUGUGGAGGGAAUCCAGAUAUAGAAAGAGUGCGUCAAUCUCCUCCAAAUGACAAAGACAAUGAAGUUGACAAUGCCUAUGUUCCUCAGAGUGGAUCACCGGAAGGAACUGAUGCGCCGAGUUCACCAACUCAACUUUCAACUUCCCGAACUGUAUCACCGAGAACAGAUAAUGAUAAUUCUGGCACUACAAAAGCAGCAACAUCCGCCCCUCCUAAACCCACAUUACACCCUGAAAGUCAGGGUAUAACUACUGGAUCUUGUACAAAUGAAGGGUUCUAUUCGACACCUGGGGACUGCAAGAAGUUUUAUCGCUGUGUUGCCAAUGAGAAAGGCGGUCACACCAAAUAUGACUUCACAUGUGGAGAAGGAACGGUCUGGGAUCCGGAUAAUAAUGUUUGUAACCAUGACUGGGCUGUGCAGAGAAGAGACUGUGGUAGUGGAAGUUCAGGAGAUGGCGAACAAUCAGAAAAGGGUCCAGAACAAGCUGAACAGGGGGGCGCACCCGGAGAAGGAGGUGUUUCCGGGCUAGAGAGUGCUUCUGAAGAAAGCGGCGUGCCAGGACAAGGUGGCUCUGUGGGAGAAGGAAGUAAGCCACAGCAAGGUAACUCAGGAUCGGGAUGUAACAACAGUAACUCCGAGCAACAAGGACCACAAAAAUUACCACAGACCGGAAAUGGUGAGCAAGGCUUCAGUGGUUCUGAGACUACAACGGCAAUAGCAAUAUCUUCAACGCCACUUACGUCUGAUAGCACAGCAGCUUCUUCUACAGACCGAUGUUCAAACGAAGGAUUUUUCCCUGUAAGUGGCGACUGUAAAAAAUUUUAUAGAUGUGCCGAUAAUGGAAAAGGUGGAUAUACAAAGUAUGACUUUUCAUGUGGCGAAGGUACCGUUUGGGAUCCAGAAAAUAACGCUUGUAAUCACAAAUGGGCAGUACAACGGAAAGACUGCAGAGGAGGAGAUGAAAACGAGACAGGAGACAUUUCGGAAGGAAGUAAUAACUCUCAAGGUACAACCACAACAACAGCAACAACUUCAGUUGACAUUCAAAAAUCAACUACCUCACCGGGAGGAACUUCUUCAGCUACUACAUCAUCUUCAUCCUCAUCACCCACAAGCAGCAGUGCUACUACUCAGUCUCAGUCAACAAUUACCAGUAGUAGCAGUACUGCAUCAUCAUCAUCAUCGUCUUCUUCUUCUUCGUCCUCUUCCACAUCUUCGUCGUCAUCGUCAUCUUCAUCUUCCUCCUCCUCCUCUUCAAGUAGCAGUAGUUCAACCUCUUCCACAAGUAGUUCCGACAGUAACCAACAAUUAACCACUUCGUCUGCAAGUGGAAGUCAAACUUCUACAACGUCUGGAGUAGAAUCAACAUCAAGUGAAAAUAAUCAACAAUCUGAGACUUUAAGUGGAAGCAGCCAACAGUCCACCACUAAUGUAAGCGAUCAACAAUCUACAAGCACAAGUGGAAGCAAUCAACAAUCUACUACUACAGCUGAAAAUAACCAACACACAAAUGAAAGUAACCAACAAUCCUCAUCAAGUGCAAGCAAUCAAGAAUCUGCCACAUCUGGUAGCCAACAAUCUGGCAGUACGUCUACAACUUCAUCGUCAGAGAAUAUUCAACAAUCCUCUGGACCACCUACAAGCGAACAAGUCUCAUCCGCAGGAAAUGGACAGUCUACUAUCUCAGGAAGUGAAGGGUCUUCUGGCCAGGAAGGUGAUAUAAAUGGUAGUCCGGAAGGAACAACUCCUGCAGCACCUGAAUCACCACCUUCUACGACGUCUUCUCCGACCUCAAAUUCAGGAGAUGAGCAGGGAAGUUCGACAAUUCCCAUUAAUGGCCAAGGAGGCCCCACAACACCAGGAAGUCUGGGAAGCUCAAAUACAAGUGAGGGUCAAAGUUCAUCUGCUACAGCAAACCAGCCAUGCAACCAGCAAGAAACACAGAACCCAUUAGCUGGGCAAAUUAAAUGCGAGAAGGCUGGUUACUACCCUCACCCUACUGACUGCAGGAAGUUCUAUCGCUGUGUAGACUGGGAUGGGGACAAGGGGGAGAGAUUUUCUAUAUAUCACUUCGAAUGUGGAGAAGGAACUAUAUUCGAUCCGAGCUUGAACGUCUGUAACCAUGCUGAAUCAGUUUACCCACCGAGAGAUUGCAGUGGGAGUUCUACCGAAUCUAGUGAAAAACCAAGUUCAAUACAGCAAACCACACCUCCUGGGUCAACAACCAGCGAAUCGUCAAGCGCGACUCCAACAACAUCUGAAAAUAUGGUACCGUCAACAACCGGCGAAUCAUCAAGCGAGACUCCAACAACAUCUGAAAAUUUGGUACCGUCAACAACCGGCGAAUCAUCAAGCGAGACUCCAACAACAUCUGAAAAUUUGGUACCGUCAACAACCGGCGAAACGUCAAGCGAGACUCCAACAACAACUGAAAAUUUGGUACCGUCGACAACAUCUGGUGACAAAGAAACAGACGCUGGUACGUCUGAAGAUGCCUCAGAUGCAACAGUGGGCGAAACAACAACAGCAGCAGCAGCAUCAACUGGUCCAGCAGAAACAACCAUUACGAACCAAGAAAUAACAAACAUUACCGGUGUAACAGAAGCUCCAACAGGUGCAACGUAUCCUGACUCCACUGUAACAGACGCUCCUACAAGCACGACGACUCAGGAAACAACCGACACGGCCGGUGAGGUAACAGCAGGAACAGAAGAAACAACUACAGCCACAAAUGAAGAGACAGCCGGCACUGCUGGGUCUACAGAUUUGACAACAUCUACAGCAGGCCUUACUGAAGAAACAGCCAGUCCUCUGGAGACUACAAAUACGGGAACUCCUAACCCCACAGAACAGACAAGUGGCAUUUCCGAAACGGCGGGUGUAACCGAAACAACAACUACAGGAAACUCUGGGACCACAAAGAUUCCUGAAGUUGGAUCAUCUACAAACAAUCCCGACGAAAAUGCAGAAGCGACAACAGAAGUCGCACCUCCUACUUCAGGAGGCGGGGGCCAAUGUCCAACUGUGGGCGCACUGAAUCAGGAUCAAUUCUUAGUGGUCUGUCCUACUGGCUUCAGGAGACAUCCGAAGUACUGUGACCUCUUCUAUCAAUGUACAACAAAUAGACAAGAGAUGAAUAUUCUAGUGUUUGCUUGCACGAAUGGUACGCUGUUCGAUGACGAGAAGAUACAGUGUCUACCCCCUCAACAGACAUCGCCUUGCCAGGGUGGGGUAGCUGGGGGAAGGUUUAACAGGAGGGCUGACGAGAGCAGAGGAUCUCUGCCGGUACUUGUUAAUACUAGGGCUCAUUUGUGUCCGGGUCCCGGGUAUUUCCCUUAUGACAGCGACUGUUCCCGUUUCUACAAAUGCAAGAAAGACUCCAGAGGAAAGCUUGAGGGUUACAUGUACGAGUGUCCGUCUGGAUAUGCAUUCUGGGAAAUUUCACGACGAUGUGAGAAAGUCGCCAAGCUUCCAUCCUGUGUACGUGGGAUACGAAAAGGAAUUUCAGGAAAUGCGCCAAUUGAGACUCGGAACGUUGGUUCCAGGAACCUGAAAGUGACAGGGAAUGCUCAGCUAAAAUAGAUAGGACCAGUUCUAUUUUUAAGUGUUGAUACAAACGUAUGACAUUGCGUUGCUCCUGUGCAAACAAACAAUUCCACUAAAAAUGAGGAAAAGUGACAGCAAAUUUUUAAAUUCUUUGACAUAAAAUACGUAUCUUCUGGUUGCAUUUUUCUUAGCUGUUCCAGUUUUAUCUGCGAUGAAAUUUACCAUUAUUUCUCAUGCACGUGUCGAAGGCCUAUAACACGUUAAUGGCAUAAACUUUGUUUCGCCGUUUGGUUUCAGAUCAACGGAGUUGUAGUUACAGAACACUCCCGAAUCUCAUACUUUAGAGUAAAGUUUUAUUACAAACCAUUAAUAAUAUUUUCUGUCAUAUUUCGCGUGUUUCUAUACGAAGAGAAUUCAUAAAGAAUUUUGAAGUAAUGUGAAACAAUAACAACAAAUCGUAUUUCUGCUCUAAUCAGAUUUAGCAUAUUUAUUGUUGCGCCUUGUAGUGUGGUAGAAAUUUACCGACGAUUCAGACGUGCAAACUGCCUCCAACAUCAAUACAAUUGCUUCUGAAACGUCGGUAAACUUAUACCAGCUUUCACUUCGCAACAUUCCAGAAAACAUUCGUCUUCAUACCCGCCGCCGUCAGAAAAUGUAAUUUCAUCGAUCUCAGUGAUCGAAGAAAAAUGUAUUCAUUAGUUAGGGUUCAGGUGUUGUACAGUCUAGUUCAUAACUGUCUGUUCGUUUUAGCUGUUAGACAAUUGUGUGCACUUGUGAACAUGACUGUACUGUGAAACCGAAAAUAUUGCAGCAAUGUAAUGAACUGUACUGUGUAAUAAUAAAUAUACUGGGAUCCCGAGGUGAUGGUAUUUUUCAUCAGAUUGUCAUUUUAUCAAGUUUUAUUUUAUGUUAUUUAUUACAUAUACAAUAUUGCAUUGUUCUGCAACAUUUCUAGUUCCAAGAUACUAGGUACCAUAUUAUCAAUGUUAAAAGAUUCUAGUGACGUAUUUUUACAUGUGUUAACAAAGCAUGCUAAUAAAUUUGCAUCAAAAUAUGUGUAAUUUGAAAGCUGUAAGCCAGUGAUCUUGAAAGCAUUACUCUUGCAUAUCAACUCAUUUUAUUAUACGACAUGUUACAAGGUCAUGUUUGUAUUCGGAAUGGAUGAUUACUUGCACAUAGAUAAGUACAUGAAACGUUAGAAGUCAGUACAAAAAUUAUUCUACUUUGAAAACCGGUUGUUAAAAAAAUAUGUUUUAAGGAAAGAUAAACUUAUAACAAUAUAUUAGGUGCUUAACAUUCCUAGGAAUGAAGCAUCUAAAAUUGAUUCUUGUUUUGCAUAAUUCUUCUACUAUUUAUAAAGUUGCACGUUUCUUUACAAGUUCUAAAUUCGAUUAUCUUUCCUAAUGCUAUCACAAUUUUCAAUACCGGUAUAUAAUUUUAAGAUUAAUUUUUCUUUGAGAGAGACAUCGUCUUACCAUGACAUAUCUGGCUACAGUACACGUGUUUUAAACAUGGCCCGUACGCAUACCUUCUACAUCUCAGUCUUUACCACAUAGCUUUUCAAGAAGUGGGAAACAUGAAAGUCACAGUCACAGUCUGACUGGCAGAAGGGCGUUGACUAUUAGGCCUAAUAUAUGACUUAGAUAACUACAGCACAGUACAUGUGAUAGCCCAAGUGUACGUUUUGACGUAUACCACACCACUAUCAGCAGUGUUCUGUCUUUACAACAUAAUAUAUUUCUGCCUGCGGAAACCAAGCGUGAAACAGCCAGUACUGUCAGACAGACAUAUCUAAGUGUAGUGUUGCCUCUUAUGACGCUGAAAUUAUUUUUUGGCCCUUAAAUCUUAGGUCAUGCAUGCAGGACUGGAGACAGUAUAUUUGUAGUAUGACAGAUCUGCACAUUUGAAUUUAAAACUUCAGAAAUCUAUUGCUGUUCAUUAAUACGUAUGUGGUUAGUACUGUAUGACAAUUCUGUCUUCAGACUUAAGUUAUCACGUGAACGUAAGAAAGAUCAGUAACAUUAUUUUUUAAGAUAAAGGCAUCAGCUGUACAGUUAUUCUGAAGCUUCACUUACGACAAAAAAAAUAUAAUAACCCCACAGUGCUGCAAAUUUUACAAACCUGUAACGGUCUUAAUAAUUUGUACACAAGAACAAAGGCUGAUACAAAUUUGUGUUGAAACAUGUUUAUUACUCAAUAAAAAUAUUUAAAACAG
This is a messenger RNA of Zootermopsis nevadensis, 6055 nucleotides long. NCBI's taxonomy places the organism in Eukaryota, Metazoa, Arthropoda, Insecta, Blattodea, Termopsidae. The record is from RefSeq and is a predicted model, not a curated record.